This is a messenger RNA of Mustela erminea (ermine), 964 nucleotides long. Its product is annotated as cystatin-9-like. The transcript is spliced from 3 exons. NCBI's taxonomy places the organism in Eukaryota, Metazoa, Chordata, Mammalia, Carnivora, Mustelidae. The record is from RefSeq and is a predicted model, not a curated record. Gene Ontology annotation, biological process: antimicrobial humoral response. The coding region runs from base 451 to 915 and encodes 154 amino acids.
ACUUGGCUCUCAGUCACUCACCCUUUUUGGCUAUGUCCUUAUCUCCAUGGUCCUCACCCUACUGCUCUGCCAUGGGGUCACCUUCCACUUCCACGUCUUGCUCUUGUGUCCUUGUUUCAGCCUUGGAUUCUGAGGCAUCCAAAUGAAGUCCCUCCCCACUGAGGAGCUGAGAGGGAUGUUAUGGCUGGGGCUAGGCUACGGGGGAUGCCUCGCACCCAUUGCUGGUUCUUUGCAACCCACUCUGCCUGGGCUUGUCUGGACAGGAAACAAUUAUGCCACUUGGAAUGGGAGGCAGGGUGACAUGUGGGAAGGGACAGUGUGUAAUAGCAGAGAGAAUAUCCAGAGGGAGGAGUUGUUCUGAAGCUGAUGUACUGGACCAAUGCCCAGGGAGGAUUUGAGGGAGCUUGAGCUACAAGAAAAAAGGCAGUGGGUCUCCAGAUUCCUGUAGCCAUGCUGCACUUGCUGUUCAGGUGGACUCUGCCCUGGGCCAUGCUCCUGCUACUACUAGGUUCCCAGCUCCUGGUGACUCCUGGGUCAAGAUCUGAAGAGGAAGCAGAGAAUAAAUACCAAAAUGCCAUGCGAAGCUACUUCCUUGGUACAGUGGAAUAUGCCUUACAUAUAUUCAACUUGCAAAGCAAUGACACGAGGGCCUACAGGCUGGUGAGCAUCCUGAAUUCCAGGAGGGAGCUGUCACUAGAGAAGAACACAAUGGCGUUCUCCAUGGAGCUGCAGCUUAGAAGAACAAGAUGUGGAAAAUUUGAUGAUGACAUUGACAACUGUCCCUUUCAAGAAAGUUCAGGGCAGAACAAUAUCAUCACCUGCUUCUUCAUCAUCAGCACUGAGCCCUGGAAAACAGAGUUUGAACUCUGGAACAAGACCUGCUUGGAGGGACACCUGCAUGGCUCAGUUGGCUAAGCAUCUGCCUCAGUCUCCAGUCAUGAUCCCAGAGUCCUGGAUCAAGCAC